This is a messenger RNA of Danaus plexippus (monarch butterfly), 828 nucleotides long. Its product is annotated as cuticle protein 8-like. NCBI's taxonomy places the organism in Eukaryota, Metazoa, Arthropoda, Insecta, Lepidoptera, Nymphalidae. Gene Ontology annotation, cellular component: extracellular matrix. The record is from RefSeq and is a predicted model, not a curated record. Bases 104 to 718 code for a protein of 204 amino acids. The transcript has 3 exons.
AGCUGCCGCCUUCGCCGCAGGCAAUGUUACAAUUACUAUAAAACUAUAGCACAGCAGCAAAUACAUCAUUCAGUACCCUGUUGCUAAUACAACAAUAUUAAAAAUGUUCUCUCGUUUGGUAGCUCUUUGCGCUGUUGUAGCGGUGUCUUCAGCUGGUCUCCUGCCAGCAGCCGUACACUACUCCCCAGCCUCCGCCGUCUCUUCUCAGAGCAUCGUACGUCAUGACCAGCCUCAAGCACAUGUCGCUAAAUUAGCCGUCGUAGCACCAGUUGCCUACCAUGCUGCCCCUGCUCCAGUCGCCUACCACGCUGCCCCUGCCCCCGUUGUCUACCACGCUGCCCCUGCCCCAGUCGCCUACCACGCUGCCCCUGCCCCAGUCUCCUACCACGCUGCCCCCGUCGCUAAACUUGUAGCUCAACCCGAGGAAAUUGCCUACCCCAAAUACGAGUACUCUUACUCUGUUGCUGACGGACACAGUGGGGACAACAAACAACAGCAGGAGUCCCGCGACGGUGAUGUUGUGAAGGGAUCCUACUCAUUCCAUGAAGCUGACGGUUCCAUCAGGUCUGUGGAAUACAGCGCUGAUGACAAGAACGGUUUCAACGCGGUAGUACACAACUCCGCUCCCACCGCCGCGCCUGCCCUCAUCAAGGCUGCCCCACUUGUACUCAAGGCUCCCGUCUACGCUGCCCCUGUACCCCACUACUACCAUCACUAAAUACAUAUUUUAGUAAUAUUAAUAUAACUGUGCAUACAUAUAUACUGUGUAUAUAUAAAUAACUAUAUAGUUUUUUAUGGAAAAUAGUACCUAAUAAAUCUGUUACUAAA